This is a messenger RNA of Cannabis sativa, 648 nucleotides long. RefSeq lists its product as uncharacterized. The record is from RefSeq and is a predicted model, not a curated record. Bases 1 to 648 code for a protein of 215 amino acids. Lineage: Eukaryota; Viridiplantae; Streptophyta; Magnoliopsida; Rosales; Cannabaceae. The transcript has a single exon.
AUGCACUAUUUGAAGCGAAAAAGGAUUGGCAAGGAUGGAUCUAUGGCUAUUAAACUUGAUAUGAGUAAAGCCUAUGACCGUGUUAAAUGGGCUUUUGUUGAGAACUUGCUUCUUUGUAUGGGGUUUAGUAAUCGUUGGGUGCAGUUAAUUAAAUUUUGUGUCUCUACGGUAACUUACAAUGUGACUCACGGUGGACAUACAAUGGACCCAAUCAAUCCUGGCAGAGGUUUGAGACAUGGGGAUCCACUAUCUCCGUAUCUGUUCUUGAUUUGUGCAGAGGGUUUAUAUUCCUUGUUGAAGAAAUAUGAACGACAUCAUUGGUUGAUUGGUUGCCUUGUGGCUAGACGUGCCCCGAUGGUUUCUCACAUGCUUUUCGUGGAUGAUAGUUAUUUGUAUUGUAAGUCCAAUGAUAGAGAGGCUCAAAAUGUGAUUCAUCUUCUAAAUAGUUACGAAUUGGCGUCAUGCCAAAAGGUUAAUUUCACCAACUCUUCAGUUUUCUUUAGUAAGAACACUAGUGUGGAUGUUCAGAACCGGGUUUGUGGAUUCAUGGGAUUGAGAGAGGCGUCUGAAGAUAGUUUUUAUUUGGGUCUCCCCUGCAUUAUGGGGAGGAAUAAAAAUGUAAUCUUGGCUUUUCAAACGAAAAAAUGA